UCGCCGAGAACCCGGGGAAGGGACGGGUCCAUAAAGACCAGGUGAAGGAGCAGGGGCGGGGCCAGGAGCGGAAGCAGAGUGAGGAGCAAGCCCCGGGCAAGAAACAGGGGCCCUGCUGGGAGCAAGAGCAGGGGCGGGGCCGGGAACAGGGGCAGGGGAGGGGCCGGGAGAGGGGCGAGACGAGGUACAGUACCCAGGCCCUGGGCAGACCCGAGCGAGGAGAGAGGGGCGAGACGAGGUACAGUACCCAGGCCCUGGGCAGACCCGAGCGAGGAGAGAGGGGCGAGACGAGGUACAGUACCCAGGCCCUGGGCAGACCCGAGCGAGGAGAAAGGGGCGAUACCAAGAGAAGUGCGAGGGUGGGGCAAGAGGUUGGGGCAGAGCCGGAUGGAAGUACACGGGUGCGAUCGCAGGCAGGAGCAGGACGGGGAAACACAAGAGGGGGACUGUCAAAGCGAGAAAUAGAAACCAAGACCAGGUGAAGAGCAGGAGUGAAAUACAGAGUGGGGGCGGAAUAAGGAGCAAGGUGGGGAUAAAGUUAAAGGAAGAGACGUGGAGGCGGGGCGGAACGAGGCGCAGGAGCAGGGGUGUGGCCAGAGACAUUAGUAGGGCUGGGGCCCGGAGCAAUAGCAAAGGUGCGAUCCCCACGAGGGUCAGGGGCAGGGCCAGGAGCAAGAGCAGCGGCGGGACCAGGAGCAAGUGCAGAGGCGGAGCCAGGAACAAGAGCAGAGGCGGGGCUAGAAGUCCGUGCGGGGGCAGGGCCAGGAGCAAGAGCAGGGGCGGGACCAAGAGCAAGUGCAGGGGCGGGGCCAGGAGCAAGAGCCGGGGCGGGGCCAGGAGCAAGAGCCGGGUCGUGGCUGGCAAGGGCUGUGAGAGGCGCAGAAGCGAGGUAGAAUCUUAGAAGUGGGCUCCAGAGAGCUGUCCUGCGCGUGGGUGUUGACGCCUGCGUUCUCCAGGUUCUAGCCACGUUAUGUGCGGCCCAGCCAUGUUCCCUGCCGGUCCUCCGUGGCCCAGAGUCCGAGUCCUGCAGGUGCUGUGGGCCCUGCUGGCAGUGCUCCUGACGUCGUGGAAGCUGUGGGCGAUCAAGGAUUUCCAGGAAUGCACCUGGCAGGUUGUCCUGAACGAGUUUAAGAGGGUAGGCGAGAGUGGUGUGAGCGACAGCUUCUUUGAGCAAGAGCCCGUGGACACAGUGAGCAGCUUGUUUCACAUGCUGGUGGACUCACCCGUCGACCCGAGCCAGAAAUACCUGGGCUUCCCUUACUACCUGAAGAUCAACUACUCCUGCGAGGAAAAGUCCCCAGUCAACUUCUACCGCUGGAAGAUGGAGCAGCUGCAGAUCCAGAUGGAGGCUGCCCCCUUCCGCAGCAAAGAGCCGUGCGUGGCAGAGGAAGUGUGUAGCAUGAGCUGGUACACGCCCAUGCCCAUCAAGAAUGGCAGUGUGGUCAUGCGUGUGGACGUCAGCAGCAAUGGCCUGGGGACCUUCAUUCCAGAUAAAAGGUUCCAGGUGAAUAUCAAUGGCUUCCUGAAGAGAGACCAGGACAAUAACAUCCAAUUCACUGUGGGAGAUGAGCUCUUCGACCUGAUGCCCCGGUACUUUGUGGGUGUCUCAUCAAGGCCCUUGUGGCACACUGUGGACCAGUCACCUGUGCUCAUCCUGGGAGGCAUUCCCAAUGAGAAGUACAUCCUGAUGACCGACACCAGCUUCAAGGACUUCUCUCUCGUGGAGCUAAGCAUUGACAGUUGCUGGGUGGGCUCCUUCUACUGCCCCCAUUCUGGCUUCACGGCCACCAUCUAUGACACUAUUGCCACCGAGAGCACCCUCUUCAUUCGGCAGAACCAGCUGGUCUACUAUUUUACAGGCACCUAUACAACACUCUAUGAGAGAAACCGCGGCAGUGGCAGUUGGGUUCGUGUCCUGGCCAGCGAGUGCAUCAAGAAGCUGUGCCCUGUGUAUUUCCAUAGCAACGGCUCUGAGUACAUAAUGGCCCUCACCACGGGCAAGCAUGAGGGUUAUGUACACUUCGGGACCAUCAGAGAUGGCCAGGUGUCCUUUGAGAUGCUGCCCAGGCAGUGGUCUGUGUGUGAGCAGAUAGGAGUUACCACCUGCUCCAUAAUUUGGUCUGAAUACAUCGUGGGUGAGUAUACCCUACUGCUGCUGGUGGAGAGUGGAUAUGGUAAUGCCAGUAAACGUUUCCAGGUGGUCAGCUACAACACAGCUAGUGAUGACCUGGAACUUCUCUACCACAUCCCAGAAUUCAUCCCUGAAGCUCGAGGAUUGGAAUUCCUGAUGAUCCUAGGGACAGAGUCCUACACUAGCACUGCAAUGGUCCCCAAGGGCAUCUUCUGUAACCCAUACAACAACCUGAUCUUCAUCUGGGGCAACUUCCUCCUGCAGAGCUCUAACAAGGAAAACUUCAUCUACCUGGCAGACUUCCCCAAGGAAUUGUCCAUCAAAUACAUGGCCAGAUCGUUCCGUGGGGCCGUGGCUAUUGUCACGGAGACGGAGGAGAUCUGGUACCUCCUGGAGGGCAGCUACCGGGUGUACCAGCUGUUCCCUUCCAAGGGCUGGCAGGUGCACAUCAGCUUACAGCUGAUGCAACAGUCCUCUCUCUACGCAUCCAAUGAGACCAUGCUGACCCUCUUCUACGAAGACAGCAAACUGUACCAGCUGGUGUACCUUAUGAACAACCAGAAGAGCCAGCUGGUCAAGAGGCUCGUGCCUGUGGAGCAGCUUCUGAUGUAUCAACAGCACACCAGCCACUAUGACUUGGAGCGGAAAGGGGGCUACUUGAUGCUCUCCUUCAUCGACUUCUGCCCCUUCUCGGUGAUGCGUCUGCGGAGCCUGCCCCGUCCGCAGAGAUACACGCGCCAGGAGCGCUACCGGGCGCGGCCGCCGCGCGUCCUGGAGCGCUCGGGCUUCCACAACGAGAACUCGCUCGCCAUCUACCAGGGCCUGGUCUACUACCUGCUGUGGCUGCACUCCGUGUACGACAAGCCGUACGCGGACCCGGUGCACGACCCCACCUGGCGCUGGUGGGAGAACAACAAACAAGACCAGGAUUACUACUUCUUCCUGGCGAGCAACUGGCGAAGCGCGGGCGGCGUGUCCAUAGAAAUGGACAGCUACGAAAAGAUCUACAACCUCGAGUCCGCGUACGAGCUGCCGGAGCGCAUUUUCCUGGACAAGGGCACUGAGUACAGCUUCGCCAUCUUCCUGUCGGCGCAGGGCCACUCGUUCCGGACGCAGGCAGAACUCGGCAGCGCCUUCCAGCUGCGUAGCCAGGUGGACGUGGGCGUGGUGCUGGCCGACCCCGGCUGCAUCGAGGCCUCGGUGAAGCAGGAGGUCCUGAUUAAUCGCAACUCGGUGCUAUUUUCGAUUACUCUCAAGGAUAAAAAGCUUUGCUAUGACCAGGGCAUUAGUGGACAUCACCUUAUGAAGACUUCCAUGACGGUCAAUGUGGUGGGUUCAUCCGGGCUCUGCUUCCAGGAAACGCACCUGGGGCCCCGUAUGCAAGGCAACCUGAUGGUGCCAGUGUUCAUUGGCUGCCCCCCAGGCAAGCGCCUGGCCUUCGACAUCACCUACACGCUGGAAUACAGCCGCCUGAAGAACAAACACUACUUUGACUGCGUUCACGUGAACCCCGAGAUGCCCUGCUUUCUCUUCCGGGACAUUUUCUACCCCUUCUUCUUGAUUCAAGAUUUGGUGACAGGAGACUCCGGCAGUUUCCAGGGCAGCUACGUGCUGCUGGUGGUGGGUGGCGGGCCCACAAUGGACAGCCUCAAGGACUACAGCGAGGAUGAAAUCUACCGCUUCAACAGCCCCCUGGACAAGACCAACAGCCUUAUCUGGACCACGAGGACCACAAGGACCACCAAAGACUCGGCCUUCCACAUCAUGUCCCACGAGAGCCCGGGCAUCGAGUGGCUCUGUCUGGAGAACGCCCCAUGCUAUGACAAUGUUCCCCAAGGCAUCUUCGCCCCUGAAUUCUUCUUCAAGGUGUUGGUGAGCAAUAGAGGAGUGGACACGAGCACCUACUGCAACUACCAGCUCACCUUCCUGCUGCACAUCCACGGGCUACCACUCAGUCCCAAGCGGGCCCUUUUCAUCGUCAUGGUGUCGGCCAGCGUGUGUGUGGGCCUGGUGAUCUUCUACAUCGCCUUCUGCCUCCUGUGGCCCCUUGUGGUGAAGGGCUGCACGAUGAUCCGGUGGAAGAUAAACGACAUCAUUGCCUCAGAAUCCUACUACACCUACGCCUCCAUUUCCAGAAUCUCGAGCAUGCCGUCUCUGAGACAUUCUAGGAUGGGCUCCAUGUUCAGCUCCAGGAUGACAGAGGACAGGGCUGAACCCAAGGAAGCCGUGGAGAGACAGUUGAUGACCUGAGUGUCCCGCCCGCCCCAGCGCCCAGUCACUGUCACGCCUCCCCUACGAGGCCCAUCUUGAAGAUGCAGCCUGUCACCCAGUCCAGGCCUCUCUGUUUUGCUUGAUGUUUACUUCUCGUUCAGACUCAAAUAAAGCCUUUUUUCAGGACCAGCA
Molecule: messenger RNA, 4534 nt
Organism: Symphalangus syndactylus (siamang)
Lineage: Eukaryota; Metazoa; Chordata; Mammalia; Primates; Hylobatidae
Gene: CATSPERG
Product: catsper channel auxiliary subunit gamma
Cellular component (GO): sperm principal piece; motile cilium; CatSper complex
Source: RefSeq, a predicted model, not a curated record